This is a messenger RNA of Phlebotomus argentipes, 1625 nucleotides long. Its product is annotated as alpha-amylase A-like. The coding region runs from base 84 to 1574 and encodes 496 amino acids. Lineage: Eukaryota; Metazoa; Arthropoda; Insecta; Diptera; Psychodidae. Gene Ontology annotation, molecular function: alpha-amylase activity; cation binding. Gene Ontology annotation, biological process: carbohydrate metabolic process. The transcript is spliced from 2 exons. The record is from RefSeq and is a predicted model, not a curated record.
UCUACUUUGAUGCUCCAGAUGCGUAUAAAAGGCAGUCUUUUAGAGUUAAAAGUCAGUCAAAGUCUUCCCUUUCGAAAGUAAUCAUGAAUAUUCGCGUGUUUCUUCUAUUUUUAGCGUUCUUCUUAGUUGACUGUCAAUUCGAUCCUCAUUAUGUUGAUAAGCGAAAUGUGAUUGUUCAUCUCUUCGAGUGGAAGUGGAAUGAUAUUGCAACAGAAUGUGAAAAUUUUCUCGGGCCAAAUGGAUUUGCUGGAGUUCAAGUGUCGCCCGUCAACGAAAACUGGGUGUCAGACAACAGAGCUUGGUAUGAAAGAUACCAACCAAUGUCCUAUAUGCUCACAACCCGUUCAGGCGAUGAGGCAGAAUUUGCGAAUAUGGUUAAAGUUUGUAACAAAAAUGGUGUUCGCAUAUACGUUGAUGUUGUCUUCAAUCACAUGGCUUCUGGAUCUCUGGGCAGUAACAUUGUGGGAACUGCUGGAUCUUCAGCUGAUCCUGACAGCUUCUACUACCCGGCAGUUCCUUACAGUAAAGGAGAUUUCCAUCCUGAUUGCACCAUAACAGACUAUCAAGAUGUCUAUCAAGUGAGGAAUUGCCAGUUGAGCAGCUUGAGGGAUCUCAACCAGACAAUUCCCUACGUUAGACAGAAGAUUAUUGAUUUUCUGGACCACCUAAUCGACUUAGGAGUGGCUGGCUUCAGGGUUGACGCUGCUAAGCACAUGGAUCCGAAAGAUCUGCGCUACAUUUACAACCAUGUGAAAAAACUGAAUAAAGAGGCCGGAUUCAAGGCUGCUGACAAGGCUUUCAUAGCCCAAGAAGUUAUUGAUCUGGGAGGAGAAGCUGUAACAUCACGCGAAUACACAUCAUUGGGCAUUGUCACUGAGUUUAAGGCAUCGGACGAUCUGGGAAAGGCCUUCCGUGGUCAGAUUCCUUUAGCAGAACUGGAUAAGUGGGGCCCUUCGUUUGGACUUUUGCCAUCGAAUAGAGCUCUUGUUUUCGUGGAAAAUCACGACAAUGAGCGCGGCCACGGAGCUGGAGGAGCGAAUAUUUUGACCUACAAAAAUGGGAAGAUCUACAGAAUGGCGGUGAUUUUCAAUCUAGCCCACUCUUAUGGAAUUCCGCGCAUUAUGAGCAGCUUCGAGUUUGAUGAUUCAAGCCAAGGACCUCCGCAUGAUGACAGCAAUAACAUCCUGAGUCCGCAAUUCUCAGCAGACGGGACGUCUUGCGCCAAUGGAUGGGUUUGCCAGCAUCGCUGGCCAGCACUGAGGAACAUGGUGAAGUUCAGGAAUGCCGUGGGCAAUGCUCCAGUGGUGGCGUGGCAAGACAACGGCUCCAAUCAGAUUGCCUUCUCAAGAGGAAAUAAGGGAUUUGUUGCCUUCAAUAAUGACGUUGUUGAUCUCAAUCAAAAAUUCCGCACCAGAUUAGCUGCAGGGACGUAUUGUGAUGUCGUUUCUGGAGAGAAGAUCGACAAUUCGUGCACAGGAAAGACACUUCUAGUGAGAGGCUCUGAAGUGGCAGUUAUUCUGAGAGCAGAUGAUGAAUAUGGAGUUGUAGCGAUUCACUCUUCGUCCAAAUUGUAGUACAUUUAUGAUUUUUUGUAAGAAUUAAACAAAAAUACAAAAACUAUCCAU